GUGAAGAAUAUUUUAUAAUUUGUUGGUGUUGACUACACAAUCAGGUUCGUAUUAUUUCAUAUAAUAUUAUUACAUUAAUGUGCUUCAAAAAAAUGUUUUGUACAUUGUAUUUUAUAUGGUGGCCUUAAAGGGGCCUACAUUUUGUUGAAAACUCUAUCUAUGGACAGACGAUGGCCAUAAAUGGAUCGUUAUGAGACUCUUUUAAUGGCCACUUACAUUUAUUUUAUGCUUCACUUAGAGCUACCUACCUAGUUAUACCUAUUUGUCUGAAUUGAAUUUCAUUAUUAGCUUGGUAAUAAUUGUUUUAAAUAGUACAUUUAAAAUGGCUUCAAAACCAACUACAUCAAAAACCAAGAGUAACACACCAAAAAGAUGUAUAUAUUCUCCAUCCAAAGUUCAGCAAGCAUUGGAUGCAAUUCACAAAGGAAUGAAUACAUCAACAGCAAGCAGGAUAUUUAAUGUACCCCGCACUACACUCAGGAACAAGCUUGAAGGCAAGUCGCCAGUUGAAUCUGUAGGACACGGUGGAGUAACAUCCAUACUUGGAGAUGAAACUGAAGCUUUAUUAGUAGAAUGGGUGCUAACUUGUGCCAAAAUGGGGUUUCCUGUAGAUCGGGAGGGGCUGUUAAGUUCAGUUAAGAAACUAGUGGAUGAAUCAGAAAUGAAAACUCCAUUUAUAAAUAAUAGACCAGGUAAAAAAUGGUUUUAUGGAUUUAUGAACCGCCACAAGUGUUUGUCCCAAAAACAUGCUGAAUAUGUAAACAAAGCAAGGGGAUCAGUGACCGAGGAAAAAAUAAGAAAAUGGUUUGAUGAAGUUUCUGAGCUAUUGGGCGAAAAUUUGUAUGUGUUGAACUACCCAGAACGAGUAUUUAAUAUGGAUGAAACGUGUUUCUAUUUAGCUCCAAAAGGAGAACUUAUAUUAGGGCCUCGUGGAUGUAAUGUGUAUGAUGAACAGACAAACAACAAUAAAGAAAACAUAACAACACUUUUUGCAGCCAACGCUUUGGGUAAUUGGGCACCCCCUUUAACAAUUUAUAAGUAUGAACGCAUUCCAGCAAAGAUUGCACAGUCUGCUCCUCCAGGAUGGGGGUUAGGCAAGUCUGAAAAUGGUUGGAUGACUGCAGAAACUUUUUUUGAAUACAUGGCAAACAUAUUUCUUCCUCAUCUAAUACAGUCAAAUAUUUCUAGACCCGUUAUUAUAUUCUUAGAUGGUCACAGUUCGCAUCUUAGCUUACAUCUGAGUAAGUUUUGUAGGGAAAAUGGUCUGAUUUUAAUAGCUCUUUAUCCCAAUUCAACUCAUAUCCUACAACCACUAGAUGUAGCAGUAUUUGGACCACUCAAGUCAUCGUGGAAAAAAACUGUGAAGCAAUGGCGAAUCGACAAUGAUAGAGAAAUAAGCAAAUUUGAUAUGCCAACUGCAUUAUCUAACAUCAUGAAUACACCAAAUAUGUCGAAGAAUGUUCAAUCUGGUUUUAGAUCUACUGGUCUAUUACCAUUUAAUCCAAAUAAUGUAGAUUAUACCAAAGUUAUAAUACGUUCAGUCCCAACACAACAGAACACCUCAAAAAAUAAUGAAAUACAAUUGCAUUUGAAAUUCAUCGAAAAAAACACUGAUAGUAAUCUAUUAAAAGAAUUUAAGAGAGCCUAUAUAGGAGGAUGA
Messenger RNA from Aphis gossypii (cotton aphid), 1660 nucleotides. RefSeq lists its product as uncharacterized. The transcript has 2 exons. Gene Ontology annotation, molecular function: DNA binding. The record is from RefSeq and is a predicted model, not a curated record. Gene Ontology annotation, cellular component: nucleus. Bases 323 to 1660 code for a protein of 445 amino acids. NCBI's taxonomy places the organism in Eukaryota, Metazoa, Arthropoda, Insecta, Hemiptera, Aphididae.